Messenger RNA from Exophiala xenobiotica, 4289 nucleotides. RefSeq lists its product as uncharacterized. The record is from RefSeq and is a predicted model, not a curated record. Lineage: Eukaryota; Fungi; Ascomycota; Eurotiomycetes; Chaetothyriales; Herpotrichiellaceae. Gene Ontology annotation, molecular function: zinc ion binding; DNA-binding transcription factor activity, RNA polymerase II-specific. The coding region runs from base 175 to 2022 and encodes 615 amino acids. The transcript is spliced from 2 exons. Gene Ontology annotation, biological process: regulation of DNA-templated transcription.
CUCCUAUCGUACGAAGGACCCCGGCUAAGUACUGCUCCUUGAGCGUCUGCUACGAAUAUUCCUCCUGCAAAUGUCACCACACCUGCGAGCAGCCCAGCUUGAUGCGCAUCAUUGCUUUAUGACCGAGCUACCUUCUCCAUAGACCGUAUUGCAAUGACUCGGAGCUGAGGUAAGAUGGAAGUGGGCCGUCGAGCUCCUGGCAAGCCCCGCCAGAAAGUCUGGAAGCCCAAGGUCAAGACUGGGUGCAUUACUUGCAGGACACGUCGGAUCAAGUGCGAUGAAGGCAAACCGACCUGCGCGCGGUGUUCUUCAUCAGGGCGAAAGUGCGGCGGCUACUACCAGCACCAAACCAAACCACCUGAAAUAGGAUCGUGCUGGGAGGAGCACUCAUGGCAACAUUCCUGGACACCUCUAGCAGUGGUCGCUGCUCCAGUACGCCCAACGAACGGGACUCGAAUCAUGCCAUACCCUCAAUUACUGGUCUUCGACAGCAAGGUGGAAGGACAGUCUUUCGAGUUUUUCCGCUCGUAUUCCGUCCCAGAGCUGACGCAAUUGUUUCGUGUCGAUGAGGAUUUCUGGCACCUCUCUAUCCUUCAACUCUCCAUGACUCAGCCGGCUGUUCGAUACGCCGUCACUGGACUAGGGGCAUUGCAUCAGAAGUUCUCCGUCGGACAUCAAACAGUCAUCCCUGACGAUACGAGAGAUACCCAGGUACAAUUCGCCUUGCGGCAAUGCAAUCGAGCCAUUAAUGCGCUCUCGGAUACUUCUGCUGCCGCUCAGGAACCGAUGCAUAAAGUCGCCACGCUGAUGACCUGCAUCCUUUUCACCUGCUACGCCUCUCUACAGGGUCAUCAGACGCACAGCAUCAUGCACUUUCGGAACGGUCUCAAGUUGCUUGACAGUCUCCAGCGUUCAAUGGACACUGCCGGCAACGCGGGAAGCCAAUAUGACGAGCUGUACAAUGCAUUCGUCAUGGCACUGACCACUCUUGAGAUUCAGGCGCGCACUUUAAUCUACGAUGAUGAGUGCGAUGAGAUUCUGCCUGCUUCAAUGAUACAAUCUCAUGCAUCGGACCAGCUCCGUUCAACCAGCAGUAUAGACUUCAAGACUCUAGCCAACGCUCGAUACUACUUCGAUACCCUGCUGAGCGACCUGCAAUGCCUAGUUCAGGACUGUUACGUGCAAGACGAAUGGACUCUGACGGGCGCACGGCCACGCCAAUCCACCGUGGAUCGAUAUCAGGCCCUUUUACGAAGAAAGGUCGCUGGGGACAUAGCAUUCGAGCUUCUCCUGAAACGACAGACGAAGCUGGACGACCGAGAUCAAAAGACCGUGCUGGUCAUAAAGCUGCACGGCUGCCUGAUGGACAUUUACCUCCAGAUCUUCCAGCUAUCCCCGCAUUACGGAGAUCUGGUAUGGGACUACUUUGAAGCCAAUUAUAGGACGAUUAUCGAUCUGAGCCGUCAGAUCUUGGGCUGUGACGACGACGAUUCGUCGUCGAUGCUGUUGUCGCCACCACCAUCACCACCCAGAAAAGGAAGCAACGCCGAUCACAGCCCGCCAAAUGGCAAAAACGGUAUGCUUGAACCGAUAGCGGACGCUACAUCGAUUCUGAAACAAAAUGUAAAGCAUCACCGGCCGGUCUUUGCUUUCAGCCAAGGCGUGGUCGGGCCUCUUUAUACUGUCGUCGCGCAGUGUCGCGAUCCAAUGCUUCGUCGUGAAGCGAUAAGUUUACUCCUGCGGUACCCGAGACGAGAAGGGCUUUGGGACAGUUUUAGCGCAGGCAGGAUGGGAUGGGAGAUUAUGAACUUGGAGGAAGGACUGGCUCGGGAAUGGCAGCAACGCGAUCAAAAUAGUAAGAACUUCGAACUUCAGACCGCCGCAGAUAUUCCGGUUUCGUGCAGAGUCAGAGAUGUGGAUCUGCGUAUGGCUGGGCCUCGAGUUGCCACGGUGCGAUUGAAGACUGUGGAAGAGGUUGACAGAGGGGAGCGAGGAAGUUUCCACAAGAUCAUGACGUGGUGAAGUCAGCAGCUGCAUGACUUGAGCCGCAUGCAUGCAUGCUUGAAACCUCGACAUUUUCAUGUGUCCUGUUUGGCCACCACUCGCGAGCUGAAUUGUCCAAGGAACAUCGACUGUACACGCACAAUUUGGCUAGAGGGUAGAGUACUGUCAUUGGGGGGCAACGUCGACUUCACAAGUUGCUGGCCACCGCUCUUUACGACCAGACACUCCUUUUGGUAGGUACCAGGGCCUCUUAAGGACCUUCAUCCACCAGCAGCCGGCUACCUCCUCUCAGCAAGAAACAGUCUUCAUUUCCCCGGAAACAGUUUCGGGGGGUCAUGGUUUACAGUUUCCCACACUCUUCCUUCCCAGUUUUCCUCGCAGGGCAGCUCUCCCUGGCUCUGAAACUUCUUCGCCAACCGUUCGGCUUCUUCCCAGACGCGCAAUAGAUUGUCGCCGAGCAACAUCUUCACCUGCGCAUCAGUAACAUUACCACGAGCCAGAAGGCUUGCGAUCAGGUUCGGCCACUGCGAUGUAUCCUAUAAAAAUAAAAGGGAACCGAUAUGUCAGCUUCAUUCAGUCAUGUGCAGACAACCAACAGCAUCUCAACAAGAACAUACCUCAAGACCCUUCACAACAGAAGCCGAGCCAUCGAAAUCAGAUCCCAAGCCAACGUGCUCCCAUCCGGCUUUAUCGGCAAUCCAGAGGAUAUGGUCAAUCAGAUCUUCCAGUGUCGCUUCUUCUGGAUGCUCCCAAUUCAUGAAGAAGGUGAUCGCGGGCACCAUGACUAUCCCUCCGUUGCGUUUGACGGCCGCAAGGACAUCGUCGGGAACGUUGCGCAGAUGCUUGUUCACGCUGUAAGCACCAGAAUGUGAGAAAAUGACAGGUGCCCGGGCCACUUUCAGCGCAUCUCGCAUCGUGUUUGGCGAGACAUGGCUCAAAUCGACCAGCAUGCCGAGGCGAUUCAUUUCGCGAAUGACGUCGGCGCCGAACUUGGUGAGCCCAGCGUCUUUGCCACUUUCCAAAUCCACGCUGACCCAGGAUGUCGCAAAGGCGUUGUCGCAAUUAUGAGUUAUCGUCAUGUAUCGGACGCCGCUUUCGAAGAACAGCCUCAGAGAACCGAGUGAAUUGCCCGUUUGGUGGCCUCCCUCCACACCGAUCAUGCUGGCUAUCUUGCCUUUUCUGUGGGCGCGACGGACACAUGAAGGUUCGACGCAGAGUUCGAGGAGAGCCGGGUAGUGAGCCACCAGACGCUUGGUGAUGUCGAUUUGCUCGAGCGUGUCUCGGACCGCCCACUAGCACGCGGAAACAUCAAUCUUGUUCAUUGCGCAAGUGGCAUCGGGGAUCGGGAGAAGUGUGUGUAUACAUACAUUUGGUUCAUUGAGGUCUGGAACACGCUUGUUCGGGUCACUCAGGUCGACGCCGGGGACCAGAUCUUCCGGGCAUGGCACGUAGACGGACCAGAACUGCCCGCCCAUCAUGCCGUCUUUCAUCUUCUGGAAGUCGCUGUGGCUUCCGAUGCGCUCGCUGUCGAAGUCGUGGUCGUAGAUCUGGUUGUGCAGCUGCUGUCUCAGAAGAUAAGGGAAGUCGUUGUGACCGUCGAUCAACGGCGUACCUUGAAGCAGACGCUUUGCCCGGGCCAUGUAGUCCGUCGGCUCGAUCGGGCUCAUGCGUUGUGCAAUUGACGUGAACGUCGACGCCGAUGUCCAGUCUAGAAGCGUCAGUUGCAGAUUGAGAGGGUCACCGAGGGCGACAAGGGCUAUUAUGGCUGCCAGGAUAGCAGUUCCGAGCAUGUAGGUUGGCCAUGUUGAUGCCGGUUGUGGUUUCAAUUUUGUUGAGGUUGAAUGACCGGCCAUUCUGGUGGUCAGCUACCUCUUGGGUGCCUCUAACGUUCAGGUGCUUGGGCUGCUAGCAGAUCAAGUCCAGCUUAUCCUGUGCUAGGAUGAUGUUGUGUCCGGCAAGAAAGAGAUCGAGGCCAGGCUAACAUUCGAAUGUCACAAACAAAUACUGUACUAGUAAGUACUGGUUACGACUGGAGAUGAAAGCCGUGAGUUCUGAAUCUGGGAUGAAGGGCCCUAGCGAACCCGGGGACCAUCGUUAUCCUUCGUCGCCCGGACAAAGUGGAAAGAGAGCGUACCGUCACGGCAGCUCUCGCCGAGUUGGAUGGAGUACUACUGUAAAAUAGUUAGUUCGGUGUGUGGAUUGAACGAGCAGGUUCAAUUCCACCAUCCGUGGAUAAGCGACGGGGGCGUGCAUGUCCGUUGAACGAGGGCUAGCGAGGCCCAUCA